UUUCUGAAAAAGGCCAAUUUGAGCAGCAGAAGGAGCUUGCCUUGGAAGACGAGUGUGACGCAACAGACUAUCGUUGCAAUCCAACAACAAGAUUAUUUGGCAAGGCUUGCAACCCAAGGAAGAGGUACACAUUACGGCCACAUUACCUUUCAGCAUGGAAAGAGUCGUCCUCAGCUUAUCAUCCGGUCAUUUGACUAUAUGUCCCAUGACUAAUCUCGUUGAUGGAAACAUUCCCGAACCCAAAGAUUCUACUUCGGCAUUCUCUGGAAAGGUGACACUCUUACAAACCGUAGUCAAUCCACGCACCAAUUCUCGGCACAUCAUCGGAGGCACGGAAGAAGGUGACAUUAUCCUAUGGGAUGCCACCACUUUGAAAUGCCAAAUGCAACGUUCUGUCCUUACUUCUCCUAUUGUUGCAUUUGUGGCUAUUGGGAAUAAAGAUAAUGCAUUACGUCUACACGGUAGCGUGGCUUGCGUCGCCGCGGAUAGUACGAUCGCAUUCAUUGUGCUUGAUGAACUGCAAUUGCUGUACAUCGUACCAGGACGAAAUGCACCGUUAGAGUUGAUGGCAGUCCGCUCCAAUGAGCUGAUGACAAUCUACGCAGAUGGAAGAGCUAGAGUAUGGAACGCGACCAAUUUAGAGUUACGCAGGAGUAUUGGUGUUGAUCAAGCAUUGGUCCUGCUAGAGGACGGAAAAGGAUGGUGGUCACAAUUUCCUAUCGAUGUUGCACAUUUGAAAAGGGAAAGGGGAAAUGUUGGAGUACUAAGCUCUAUUCCUUCAAGUCGUGCUUCUUUCUCAGGCGCAAUGACGGCAGAUGUUCGCAGAGUGGUAGAAGCAGCAAGUAGAAUGGUUGCACCUCUAAAUACAGCAGGCAUCUCCAAUGCCCGAGACCUAAAUCAAGCUCAAGAUUUGCAAGAUUUAGAUGUGCAAAUCGAUCCGAUGUCAUCGUUGGACAGUAGAGCUGCGCCGAAAUCAUCCUUCUCACAAACGCUCACGAUGCCACAAGCAGCAAAAGCUUUGCAUACCUUGAGUCCUCUAUUAUGCAGCAUCUUACCCUUUGGUUUGAGUCAGGAAUUCGAUCAACAGUGUAAGCUAGCCUUGGGUACGGAAAAGGAUAUCGGCAACAAUAUGAGUAUCGCCUACGGCCUUUUUAGCGAACCAGGGUAUUUGAUCAUGUCAUUGCACGGAAUGACAUCAAAGCAGAUGCUCUGCGUCUCUCCUGCCCUGACUGCCACAAGGUUGAUUGGAUCGAUAGCAAUGUUGUUAGUCCUGUCGAAUAUCGAGGAAUUGCACAAACCGGCCUACGAAUUGAUCACAGAGCUUGGAAGUCUUUCGAAUAUCGUGGGAAAAGGCUUUCAGAACCCUACGAUUGAAUUUUUGAUUGGCUUCUUGACAGAUCCUGUCCUUGAGAUCAAACAAGCCGCACAGAUGCUUUUCGUUUCUUCGCUUGAGGGUAUGCCACAGGAGGAUUUGGAUCAAGUCUGUGCUCAAUUCAGUGGAGCUUUACCCAACCGUCGUCGAGCGAAUCUGAUGGCCGCUCCUCCACCGAUGAAAGAUUCGGAAAGAGCAUCGAUUGACGCUAUAGAAGAUGAGAGAGAAGAUCAACAUUCUUCGAAAGCACUGUUGCUAUUGGGCCUGAUUGCUACUCAAAGGUAUACGGUCAUGCCACCCAAUCUUUUGAAGGAUAUUUCGGCUUCGAUCAGCCUUUAUCUUAACGAUGAAUUCGAUCCUGCUCAUCAAUCCAUCGCAAUCGUUCUGUGCGAUCGGGGUUUUUCCAUCUUCCAGCAUUACUUCGACGCAAUGGAGAUCGUUCGAACGAUGUUCAGCUUGAGCACAAUUCUUCCGAAAACUGACAACAACGAGAAUGGAGCAUCCAAAGCAGCUCAGGUAGCUUUGGAGAAUCGAGACCUAGCUCGUCAAGCUACCCUACGCAUAGCAGAAGAGAAUACGCCUUUGUUCAUGACUACUUUGAGUCUUGAUAUCCUUCAUGCUCGUAGUCCGGAGCAUUGUAGUGCCACUAUGCGAUUGGUUGCUUUUAUGGUACGCCGAAAGCCGUUGGUUCUGUAUCCUAAUUUGCCUAGGUUUGCUGAAGCGGUCGUCAAAUCGUUAGAUCCAACAGUAACAACUUUACGACCUGUGAUACACAAAUCUGCAACGAUUAUCAUUUCCGAAUUGAUUUCAGCUUAUCCAACGAUAGCAUUUCACAAAGGACUACAAAGGCUCGCAGUUGGAACAUUUGAAGGUGCGAUCAUCAUGUAUGACCUAAAAACCGCUACAAGGCUGUACGUUCUGGAAGCUCACAGUGCAAGUUUAAACGGGCUGACAUUCUCGAAUGAUGGGCGUAGGCUUGUUAGUAUCUGUCUAAGUGAUGGUAUGGUAAAAAUUUGGAAGACAGGUGUCGGUCUUGGCUCUAUAUUCAACUUUGGUGGUGCACCAAGACAGAUCAGCGCUCUGUUGGGUCGUGCUACCGGAAGUGGGGAGGCAGAGCAAAGCCAGUCGUCCACUCCCAAUCAAAGUGGUGGUAAUACAAACCAACAUUCCCACAAUCAUGUAGGCACGCCGGCAUAUAAAAGCUUUGAUUUCGGAAGAAUGGCUGGAAGUGCAUUAGCAAGUGUUCGUUUAGCGGCCAUUCGAUCUCCCACAUUGUCUGGCUCAAGUACGCAUAGCGGUGGGGCACAAGCAGGAGGGGGAUUGUUAUCACCUCGGGGAUCUGUGAGCAGUCACGCUUCUUUUAUUGAACGCGAAGAAGAAGAAGCUGCAUUCUUGUCGAAUUUGCAGCUGGUCCGAUUUGAGUGGCUGGCUGAACGAUCUAUCAAGAUUCGAAUCGGUGAAGCAAGUUUGGUUUUCGAUGUAGCCUGAUCAAGGAUGUAUGAUCCUCGUACAACGAAUACAAUCACACAAAAUUCAAAGGAAUGAGGAAUGACAAUGAA
This is a messenger RNA of Meira miltonrushii, 2931 nucleotides long. RefSeq lists its product as uncharacterized. Gene Ontology annotation, molecular function: protein binding. Gene Ontology annotation, cellular component: cytoplasm. The coding region runs from base 155 to 2860 and encodes 901 amino acids. The record is from RefSeq and is a predicted model, not a curated record. The transcript has 2 exons. Lineage: Eukaryota; Fungi; Basidiomycota; Exobasidiomycetes; Exobasidiales; Brachybasidiaceae.